AUGAAGAUGCUGCUCAGCUGCUCGCUCUGCCUGCUGCUGCUGCUCGGCUGUCUGAGUGAACCUGCUCACAGCAGGACGCUGCAGCUGGACAGCUGCUCUGUCACCGUCCACCUUUACGAGCUGCGCAGAUACCACUCGGACAUACGGUCAGCCGUGCUUUCUGAAGACAGCAACAUUGGAGUGAAGAUUCUGGACAAAGCUUUGAUAACAGAUGUUCAGGAGGGCCAGAUGUGCUGCUUCAUGCAGCUGCUGAUGCGUUUCUACGUUGAGAGAGUGUUCGGCAGCUUCGGCUCCUCUUGGCCGCAGUACCAGCGCUUCUCCAGCGCUCUGGCCAACGCCUUCGUCACCAUCAGGAAGGACAUCCGCUCAUGCCACUGCCUCUGUGAGGAAGACACCCAGAAGAAAAUCGACUCUGUGAAUGCUGAGUUCAUCAAGCUUGAGGUGAGCCAGGCGGCGCUGAAGGCCAUGGGAGAGCUGGACACUGUGCUGGACUGGCUGGACGCUCUCAAAGACAAAAACUGA
Salarias fasciatus (jewelled blenny) is the source of this 522-nucleotide messenger RNA. It is a transcript of the gene il20, whose product is annotated as interleukin 19 like. Lineage: Eukaryota; Metazoa; Chordata; Actinopteri; Blenniiformes; Blenniidae. The transcript has 5 exons. The record is from RefSeq and is a predicted model, not a curated record. Bases 1 to 522 code for a protein of 173 amino acids.